AUCUGUCAUCAUCCUUCGUACAAUGCGAAAAGGGAAGUUGAAAGAAGUGGGAGAGGGACAUCGCGGAGCUUUAUGAAACCUAACGUUACAGUCGCUGGCUGGGUGAUCGAGACACUGUGAACAGACACUGAAGUGCCACAAAGACUGUCCCGGAGACGCCAUUCACAUUAACUAGCUUCCUCUUUUUGGUAGGUAUUUUCUGCAGUUUCUCACAGCACGUCAGCGUCCAGAGGAAGAGACCGGGCAGUGUGACAUGGCAAGUAGAAGUGGAGCUACACGACCCAAUGGGCCGAACGCAGGCAACAAGAUCUGCCAGUUCAAACUCGUGCUUUUAGGAGAGUCAGCCGUGGGGAAGUCAAGUCUCGUACUUCGUUUCGUCAAGGGACAGUUUCACGAAUUCCAAGAGAGCACAAUCGGAGCUGCCUUCCUGACUCAGACGGUAUGUUUGGACGACACAACAGUCAAGUUUGAAAUCUGGGACACAGCUGGUCAGGAGCGCUACCACAGUCUGGCGCCCAUGUACUACAGAGGUGCCCAGGCAGCCAUUGUGGUGUAUGAUAUAACAAAUGAGGAGUCAUUUGUACGGGCGAAGAACUGGGUUAAAGAGCUUCAGAGACAAGCCAGUCCAAAUAUUGUAAUAGCUCUGGCUGGGAACAAGGCUGAUCUCGCAAACAAGAGAGCACUGGACUUCCAGGAUGCACAGUCAUACGCAGAUGAUAACAGCUUGCUUUUUAUGGAAACAUCAGCAAAGACCUCUAUGAACGUCAAUGAGAUAUUCAUGGCCAUUGCAAAGAAGCUACCCAAGAACGAGCCUCAGGCGGCCGGAGCCAGCAGCGGGCGGAACCGGGGAGUGGACCUGACGGAGACGGCUCAGCCCACCAGCCGUCCCUGCUGCAGUAACUAACCCAGCUCUUCCUGCUCAUCCUUCCCACACACCCCGCCACCCCCUCCUUUCCUCCCCCCCUCCUCCCUCCCAACUGAACAUCUGGACAUCGGGCUCCUUGGCUUCCUGACGUCAGACCUGACCGUCAACCUCACCUCCCUGGAAUAGCUAAAAGACUCUGUAUAGCUGCAUUUCUAAUACCUUUUUUUUUUUGUUGAUGUUCUUUUUUUUUCCUUUUUUUUUUUUUUAACUUUUUUUAAGAAGUGUAUAUCAGUAUAAUGGAUGCAUGUAUCACUACAACGCCUAAAAAAACACAUUUUUAUCUCUUAUUCAGUUGGAAGACUAACCCCAAUUAAGAAAGACGAGCGAGCGAGAAACCUGUGAACGUGUGAUUGUGUCGUGUGUGAAUUUCCAAGUGUGAUCUGCUGAUGAGAAGGUGUAGCCUCAUUUGUCACUUCACAGGGCUGACUGGAUGCGAAUGGUGUUGCCUGUAGUGCUCUUUGUGUGCGGGUUAAGUUAUGCUCACAAUCAGAAGAAAACCAAAUUGUUCCCAUCUUGAGACGCCUGGCUUCCCGGACCGUCUGUUGUGAGGCAUCGAUGCGUUGAGACGGUGCCAGGAAAGGACUGUUGCGCAAACCAAGACUCCCUCCCUCCCUCCCUUCUCACAUCUGUUACACAAGAAGUCGUCUUCAUCCAAGGAUGGAAAGUGCGGAAAAUAAAUUUGGUACUGUCCAGUUGUUGAAAUAGCUGGAAAAUACACAAAAAAAGUCUUUGAGAGUAUUGUAAAGAAAAACCACCUUGAUACACAUCUGGCUUCCUAUAACACAUGACCAUCUGUAGAGCAAUACGAGCUCGUCACAUCGCCGUACAUCAUACUGAACAAAGUCAUGGUGCAGAAAACACUGAGGUGGAACAUGAGGAACAUCGUCAGGUCAACAUGAGCUUUUGACGUUUAAAAAUUCUUCAUCAAGUCCAUCACAGAAGUUAAAUUCGGACACUGAUACGGCUUCACAUGGAAAAGAAAAUCAACAGGAACCUUGAACAUCCUGCUUUGUGGGUUGCAAAGACUUGAACAUACGACUAGUUCUACUCAUCUAUGUUGAUCCGCUCUGUUUCUGUCCAGGCCAGUAAUCAACCUGCAUCAAUUUGGGUGAUCUCAAUCAAACGGGGGGGGGGGGGGGGGGGGGUUGUUUUUUAGACUAGAGUUCAGACAGCACACAAACAGAAAAUUGGAUUACCACCCAUUGUCACAAGUCUGUGGAAAAAAAAUAUACUCUAAUGUUGUUAUAGGGUGCAAUGUUGCAAUGUUGUCUUCUUCCUCCUUUAGCACAGCUUGCAGGGCUUGUGAGCUCACCAGGAAAUUAUCUAGAGAUUCCGAACAAUUGUACAGUUCAAUAUAGGUCUGCUUUUUUUUUUUUUUUUUUAAUUUUCAUCCUAGACCUUGUCACAAACUGGUCAAAUGUUAAGCAGUGGUGGUCUUUUUAGGUAUAUGUAGUGUUAUUAACAGAAUCCCUUUCUGGUGUCUUGUUACUUUUCUCAGAAAUGGUCCAUGGUCAUGUUUGAAAGGAACUUUUAUUGCAUUGCACAGUGUUGAUCAUGUUUUAAUUAAUGACUGCCCUUCGAUUUUAUAUGACGGACUGUAUUGGACUUGCUAACCUACAGCUGUAAGCAGGUAGCAUAAUUAACCUUACUGGUGGUCUCUCUUACAGCUCAAUGAAUUUUAAUGAUGUAAAACAGCAUUACUAGUGAUGGGCUGAUCAGUUUUGAGUGUCUGAAUACAACUUAAUAAAUUCAAUAAAGAGG
Messenger RNA from Epinephelus moara (kelp grouper), 2686 nucleotides. RefSeq names its product RAB5A, member RAS oncogene family, b (gene rab5ab). NCBI's taxonomy places the organism in Eukaryota, Metazoa, Chordata, Actinopteri, Perciformes, Serranidae. The coding region runs from base 254 to 904 and encodes 216 amino acids. The record is from RefSeq and is a predicted model, not a curated record. Gene Ontology annotation, molecular function: GTP binding; GTPase activity. The transcript is spliced from 6 exons.